This is a messenger RNA of Knipowitschia caucasica, 912 nucleotides long. NCBI's taxonomy places the organism in Eukaryota, Metazoa, Chordata, Actinopteri, Gobiiformes, Gobiidae. The record is from the annotation of a GenBank genome assembly.
AUGGGUCCAGUCCCUUCAUCCCCAACACCAGACGGAGCUUCUGGCCCUGACAAAGGAGACAUCAGUUUGGGACCGGAUCCAGAGGGAGCUCCGACACAUCUGACCCAGUGUCCGCAGGCCGAGGUCUACAGCGUCUCGACUCUGGGCCGAGGUCUACAGCGUCUCGACUCUGAGCCGAGGUCUACAGCGUCUCGACUCCGGGCCGAGGUCUACAUAGUCUCGACUCUGGGCCGAGGUCUACAUAGUCUCGACUCUGGGCCGAGGUCUACAGCGUCUCGACUCUGGGCCGAGGUCUACAGAGUCUCGACUCUGGGCCGAGGUCUACAGCGUCUCGACUCUGGGCCGAGGUUUACAGCGUCUCGACUCUGGGCCGAGGUCUACAGCGUCUCGACUCUGGGCCGAGGUUUACAGCGUCUCGACUCUGGGCCGAGGUCUACGGCGUCUCGACUCUGGGCCGAGGUCUACAUAGUCUCGACUCUGGGCCGAGGUCUACAUAGUCUCGACUCUGGGCCGAGGUCUACAGUCUCGAGUCUCUCGGGCUGGGCCGAGGUCUACAUACGUCUCGACUCUGAGCCGAGGUCUACAGCGUCUCGACUCCGGGCCGAGGUCUACGGCGUCUCGACUCAGGGCCGAGGUCUACAGCGUCUCGACUCUGGGCCGAGGUCUACGGCGUCUCGACUCAGGGCCGAGGUCUACAGCGUCUCGACUCUGGGCCGAGGUCUACAGCGUCUCGACUCUGGGCCGCAGGUCUACGGCGUCUCGACUCAGGGCCGAGGUCUACAGCGUCUCGACUCUGGGCCGAGGUCUACAGCGUCUCGACUCUGGGCCGAGGUCUACAGCGUCUCGACUCUGGGCCGAGGUCUACAGCGUCUCGACUCUGGGCCGAGGUCUACAGCGUCGCACUUUCACUGA